Messenger RNA from Closterium sp. NIES-65, 1842 nucleotides. Lineage: Eukaryota; Viridiplantae; Streptophyta; Zygnematophyceae; Desmidiales; Closteriaceae. The record is from the annotation of a GenBank genome assembly.
AUGCGCCCUCUCACGCGCUCUAUCACACGCACUCUCACGCGCUCUCUCACGCGCUCUCUCACUCGCUCUCUCACGCGCCCUCUCAUGCUCUUUCUCAUGCUCUCUCUCACGCGCUCCCUCUCGCGCUCCCUCACGCGAACUCUCAUGCGCUCUCACGCACUCUCUCACGCUCUCUCUCACGCGCUCUCUCACGCACUCUCACGCGCUCUAUCACGCACUCUCUCACGCGCUCUCGCACGCGCUCCCUCACGCGCUCUCUCACGCGCUCUCUCACGCGCCCUCUCAUGCUCUUUCUCAUGCUCUCUCUCACGCGCUCCCUCUCGCGCUACCUCACGCGAACUCUCAUCCGCUCUCACACACUCUCUCACGCUCUCUCUCACGCGCUCCCUCACGCACUCUCACGCGCUCUCUCACGCACUCUCUCACGCGCUCUCGGACGCGCUCCCUCACGCACUCUCUCACGCGCUCUCUCACGCGCUCCCUCACGUGCUCUCUCACGCGCUCUCUCAUGCGCCCUCUCACGCGCACUCUCAUGCACUCUCUCACGCGUCUCACGCACUCUCUCAUGCGCCCUCUCACGCGCUCUAUCACACGCACUCUCACGCGCUCUCACACGCGCUCUCUCACUCGCUCUCUCACGCGCUCUCUCACGCGCUCUCUCACGCGCCCUCUCAUGCUCUUUCUCAUGCUCUCUCUCACACGCUCCCUCUCGCGCUCCCUCACGCAAACUCUCAUGCGCUCUCACGCACUCUCUCACGCUCUCUCUCACACGCUCUCUCACGCACUCUCACGCGCUCUCUCACACACUCUCUCACGCGCUCUCGCACGCGCCCCCUCACGCGCUCUCUCACGCGCUCCCUCACGCGCUCUCUCACGCGCUCUCUCACGCGCCCUCUCAUGCUCUUUCUCAUGCUCUCUCCCACGCGCUCCCUCUCGCGCUCCCUCACGCGAACUCUCAUGCGCUCUCACACACUCUCUCACGCUCUCUCUCACGCGCUCUCUCAUGCACUCUCACGCGCUCUCUCACGCACUCUCUCAUGCGCUCUCGCACGCGCUCCCUUACGCGCUCUCUCACGUGCUCUCUCAUGCGCUCUCUCACGCGCUCUCUUACGCGCUCUCUCACGGGCUCUCUCACGCGCUCUCUCACGCGCUCUCUCACGCGCUCUCCCACGUGCUCCCUCAUGUGCUCUCUCUCACGCACUCUCUCACGCGCUCUCUCAUGUGCUCUCUCACGCGCACUCUCAUGCACUCUCUCACGCGUCUCACGCACUCUCUCAUGCGCCCUCUCACGCGCCCUCUCACGCGCACUCUCACGCGCUCUCACACGCGCUCUCUCACGCGCUCUCUCACGCGCUCUCUCACGCGCUCUCUCACGCGCCCUCUCAUGCUCUUUCUCAUGCUCUCUCUCACGCGCUCCCUCUCGCGCUCCCUCAUGCGAACUCUCAUGCGCUCUCACGCACUCUCUCACGCUCUCUCUCACGCGCUCUCUCACGCACUCUCACGCGCUCUCUCACGCACUCUCUCACGCGCUCUCGCACGCGCUCCCUUACGCGCUCUCUCACGCGCUCCCUCACGCGCUCUCUCACACGCUCUCUCACGCGCCCUCUCAUGCUCUUUCUCAUGCUCUCUCUCACGCGCUCCCUCUCGCGCUCCCUCACGCGAACUCUCAUGCGCUCUCACACACUCUCUCAUGCUCUCUCUCAAGCGCUCUCUCACGCACUCUCACGCGCUCUCUCACGCACUCUCUCACGCGCUCUCGCACGAGCACUGCAAGCACCUGGCACUCCACUGAUAUUUCGGACGGCAGAACGUACAUCCUUGCAAAACGACCGCGGCCAGUGA